GCUGAUGGCGUACGCGGAAGAGAGCGGCCGGGCUCGGGCGCGCGGCGACGACGUCAGAGGCAGAGGGGCGAUGGCUGGCUGAAGGAGGAGGAGGAGGAGGGGAUGGAGGAGAAAGAGCAGCUGAGGCGCCAGAUCCGCCUGCUCCAAGGUCUCAUCGAUGAUCAUAAAAACACGCAUGGGAAUGCACCUGUCCAGGAACCCAGGUGGAGGAAUCCCAGGCCGCCUGCCUUCAGCAACCCAAGUGUGUUUUCUGCUAGAUAUUCCCAGCAAACCCAGAGGGAUUUUCAGCCUCACCAGAGCAACGCCUGGAGAAAGAAAUAUUCUCUUGUCAACGUACCUCCUCGACCAGUGCUUUCUUCUGGAGGUGGCGUUUCUGAUACCGCUGCUCGGACUGUCCUGGUCUCCUCAAGCACGGAGGCAAGUGAGCCACAGCUAGUGCUCCCGGAAAGAAGUGUAGGCUUCCGUGAAGGUGAUAAUCUUGUUGUUGGGGUGCGGAACGACUUGCCUGUGGGCCAUGCUACUGUUCUGGGGUCCCAGCAGGGCCCUUUGGGAGCAGCCAGUAGCCUAGCUGCUUCUAGAGGAUGUGUAAGCGCUCCUGGGCCUCCAGAUGUUGCACGAGGCAGAGGUAACACAUCCGCAGGGAGCCUGAGAAGGCCUGUGACUGCAAGAGCAGUCCGGGGUGCACCUGAAGCUGCCUCCGACUUGUGCAGGACUAUCAGCGAGAGUGCGGUUGCGAUGAAGUCUGAGACUGUGGGGCCUCAGACCUUUCCUGAUUGUGAAUCGGUUUGCCUGUCAGCAAGGAAGAAACCAGCUCCACAGGUUCCAGCUCUGCAUAGCUCACCACAAGCCCCUGCAGUGACAGUGAAACCAGACCCAGGGAGGGUUGCUGGUACAUCUGCUGGAUGUGCUCAUUCAACUCGAGAAGCCUCCUCGGCUGUUGGGAUGAGCCUGUCGAAGCACAAACAUUCAGUACCUUCUCUCCAAAGAACUCCUACCUUGCCAGCCUCUGCCAAAUCCCAAAAGUUCAAGAAAACAAACUACACGUGGGUGGCAAAUCCGAAUAAAUGUGUCCGGACGGUGAAAAGGUGUUCUGCUUCCAGAGCAUCUGAAAAUGCACGGACGUUUGCAGUGGGUGCAGAGAGGGUGCACAAGUUGCUACCAAGGGGGGACCUGGGAGCCAAGCAAAAGAAAUCCAACCCGCAUUCAAAGUUGGGGGUGUCUUCCAGCAAGUAUAAAUGGAAAGCAUUCAGUCUCCAGCCUUCUCCUUCCACGUCUGCCUCGGCAUUCACAUGGCAGCGUAAGGAAUGCGACAGGGCCGGAGUGAGCCAUUGCACAGAGGCCAGCACUUCCCUUCAGGCUGCGCGCUGUGCACCUCUUGGUCACAGCAACGCGAGGCCGUCCUUUGGGAACACGGGCUUUUUUACUUACAAGCUCAAGAGUCGGACUAAAAUAAUCAAGAGGAAGGGGAGUGCCUGUGCUUUAGCUGAUAAGAAGAGUGCCUCCUCCUUCCCCACCGUGCUUCUGAAAAGCCGCUACUCUCUCAGGAAGAGGCACAGCCCGCGUGGGAAGGCCUCUCCCGCUGCCAGGAGGGCUGGGAGCAAGGGACUGGUCCUGAUUGGCAAGCACAGGCUGCGCCGGCUCCUGGCAUCGCGGGGCUACGUUUCAGCCAAAGAAGGUUCCAGCUUCCUCCGUGUCACAAAUCCCACAGCAAAUAAAGUGGUGAAUACUCGCUAUAGGAUUGUGAAGAAGGCUGUGGCUUCUCCUUUGGGCUCUACAGCAUCUUUCGGCAGCCCUGCUCAUGGCUGGAAGGCCAGACGACUCUCAGCAUCCAGGUCCUUGGCGCUCAACAGCCCCCGCCCCCCCUCCCCAGGGAGCAAGCCCCAGGCCCUGCAGCACCGCUGGAGGAGCAAAGGCCUGCGCUGCAUUGGCGGAGUCAUGUACAGGGUCUCGGCCAACAAGCUGGCCAAGACCUCCAGCUCGCCAGCCAGGGGCAGUGAGCCGGCCAGCAGGAGCUACGCCCGGGCAGCGAGGCUGGAUUCUGCACACAGCAGCCCUGGUUAUUCUCCACCCAGUUGUCCAAGCAGGUUGGCCACCAGUCGGUACAUUGCAAGCCGAGCUGUCCAGCGUAGCUUAGCCAUCAUUCGCCAGGCCAAGCAGAAGAAAGAGAAGAAGAAGGAAUACUGCAUGUAUUACAACCGCUUUGGCAAGUGCAAUCGUGGCGAGAGCUGUCCCUACAUCCACGAUCCGGAUAAAGUGGCCGUUUGCACCAGGUUCCUCCGUGGCACAUGCAAGAAGACUGACGGGACGUGUCCGUUUUCGCACAAAGUUUCAAAAGACAAGAUGCCCGUGUGCUCCUAUUUCCUGAAAGGGAUCUGCAACAACAGCGACUGUCCCUACAGCCAUGUCUAUGUGUCCAGGAAAGCAGAAGUCUGCCCAGAUUUCCUCAAGGGCUACUGUCCGCUGGGAGAGAAGUGCAAGAAGAAACACACGCUGGUGUGCCCGGACUUCUCGAAAAAUGGAGUCUGCCCCAAAGGAGCCCAGUGCAAACUGCUGCACCCCCAGCGGAAGCAUCAGGCCCGGCAGCUCAGCACCACAGACUCCUUCCCACAGCAGUGCUCAGUGCCAAAGAGGGAACGCCUUGCAGAUCAAACAAUGAGGCUCAAGGAAGAGGAGGAGGAGACCCCAGGCCCUUCAGGCACAGAGCAUGGAGCCCCCCUUUGGAGCCAGAAGGCCCCCUUGCAAACCAGCAAGCUGACCAAGCUGCCCUCCUUCAUCUCUCUCCAGUCGCCUCCCACCUCUCCGGUGGAGGAAGAGCCCCAGCCUGCCAGAGACAGGAGCAUGGAGGAAGCAGGGAAACCGCUGCAGAUCAAGCCCAGGCUGUGACUUCCUCUCUCGGAGCGGAGGCGUUCCCCGCCGUCAGCAUACCUCAGGGAUUUGCGGCCGCCGGCCUCACCCGGCAGCUACCUCAGGGCGCCAUGCUGAGGCCAGCAGGCACAAGGCCUCGCUCGGUCUGUCUGCCGCUGCUUGUCUGUUUUUCUGGCAUGAGGAGUGGAGGCCCGAGGGCCGUCCCGGCUUUCGGGCUCAAAUAAACCACUCCUUUUAUCUUUCAAAUAAAGGAGCUUUUUGUCUAGCA
Molecule: messenger RNA, 3133 nt
Organism: Hemicordylus capensis (graceful crag lizard)
Lineage: Eukaryota; Metazoa; Chordata; Lepidosauria; Squamata; Cordylidae
Gene: ZC3H3
Product: zinc finger CCCH-type containing 3
Exons: 12
Coding region: 103-2883 (926 amino acids)
Cellular component (GO): nucleus
Molecular function (GO): metal ion binding
Source: RefSeq, a predicted model, not a curated record